Messenger RNA from Diatraea saccharalis (sugarcane borer), 1801 nucleotides. The record is from the annotation of a GenBank genome assembly. NCBI's taxonomy places the organism in Eukaryota, Metazoa, Arthropoda, Insecta, Lepidoptera, Crambidae.
GUGAUGCAUGUCUCAAAAAAAUGGCGAUUGUUAAAUUUUUGUUCAGGUUUUGAAAGCACAAUCUCUAGGCACAUAUUUAUAACAUUAAAUAUUUGUUAUUGUGUAGCUGUGAAUAAAACCUAGAAUGGCCGAUGCUUUGGUAGAGCGGAGGCCGACCGUUCGGUUCUUCUGCCACAGGUGUAACAUUGAAUUUGAAGAUGUUUUGCAGGAUUAUACAUGCCCUUACUGUGCAAGUGGCUUCAUUGAGCAACUGGAAAAUGAGGCAGAAGGCCUGGGCCUCUCUGGAGAUGACCUUAGUGAUGCCGACAUGAGUAAUUUAGAUGAUAUGAGUAACUUGGAUGAUAUGAGCAACCUUGAUGAUUCAGAUGAUGUGCAUCAAAGUACACCACCAAUGUUGAAUGACUUGGCUUUUUUAAUGUCUGUGGGGAGGGUCAGAGGUGCGUCGGCGGGUCGACGGGAAACAUUCAUGGAGCAAUUAGUGGGGAUGAUAGGAGGCGGCCGGCCAGUUAUAGGCGCUGUGACAGCGGGCGCGCCUUUCGUACUUGUCGGUGCGCCAGGGGACUAUGUCUUCGGUGGUGAAGGUUUGGAUGCGGUGGUGACGCAGCUCCUGGGCCAGCUGGAGAACUCUGGUCCGCCGCCGUUGCCGCGCGAUCAGAUCGCCGCCCUCCCUAGCGAGACCAUCACCGACACCCACGACUCCGCACAGGCCGCCUGCUCUGUCUGCUGGGAGGACUUUCAGCUCGGCGAAACGGUGUCACGGCUGGAGUGCGAGCACGUGUUCCACGCGGCGUGUAUAGCUCCGUGGCUGCAGUUGCACGCUACCUGCCCCGUGUGCCGCCGCUCCCUACUGCCGGCCACCCCGCCCCCUCCGCUGCCCCCGCCCCCGCCCGCCACGCAGUCCACCACGCAGUCCGCUACGCAGCCCGCCGCCAACACAGCACAAGCACCAGCGACGGGAACGGGAACGGGAACGGGCGUGCAGUCGGGCUCUUCGGGCGAAUCGUCCGCAUCGUCAGCGACCACCGGUGAUUGGGCGUCCUCCUCCUCCACAUCGCUGAGCUCCGACCGCGACCGAUACAACAUGGACAUCGAUUACGACUAGGACUACGAUUCCGCUCCCUGCUACGUCGACUAUGACGUAGCGAGUACGGACGCCGCUAGAACUCUACGGUGCGGUGUCCGAUAAUGUUCAGUGAGAUAACUGUGCGCUCAACGAGCUCGACAGCUUAUAUGUUCUGUAUAGAAAAAAAAAUAUAUAUAUACUUAAAUUUAAAUUUGAGCUAACGCAGAAUUGUAUGUUUUGGAUCGUAUCGGAGCUCUGUUAUGUAUAGGAAAUUGCUGAAUAUUCUAGUGUUUUUAUGACAGAUAGUGUUAUCAGACGCCACUAAAAUGUUCAGCGACGACGAAGGCAGAUCGUUGAGUUGGAAGACUGUCUCGGAUAUGAGAAUCCGCUUGUAAAUAUACGGAGGCCCUGGUCGGCGUGUGAAGUUAAUAUAAUAUGUAUAAUAGUGCCUGGUAGACCGCAAACGUCGGACGACGAUUGCGCCUCACGUUUUCGUCUUGAUAUACGAUUAAAUUUCAUUUGUGUAAAUUUUGUAAAUAUCAAUGUUACUUUUAGGCAUCCGUUGCUGAUGUAACUAAUACCGAAUGGUGAAUAUGCGUUAACGUAACGUUUUAUUGGGAAAAUUGUAUUGUAAAAUUGAUGGCAUAAAAGUAAUUUCGUUUUGUUAGUUUUAAUACAAUAAAAAAAGCUUACUGACAUCGGAACUGAUCUUUGUUGCAAUGCAGCAUAAUAGAGACU